GCGGACGCGCUCACAUCGCGGCGCACUGUCCUCCCGACAGCACGUUUCCACGCAGCUCUCUCACCCUCUCUCUGUCUCUCUCUGUUCUCUCUCGCUCUGCCUGUCUCUCUCGCUCCGUCUGUCGCUUGGUUCAACCCCCAGGAUCUUCCAGUGAUCCCCUGGCUCCUCGUUUUUCGUCGACGGAUUACGAGAUAUAUCCCCCUGUCCGCUCCGAAAUGAAAAUUUACCGGGCCGUCGGCCGCGGUCGUGGCGUCGCCGUGACGCGUCGCGUGUAACGGCGCCCCGUGGCCGUGAUUAUCGCUCGCCCGACACGUCACAUGUGAUUGGGGCGACCGGAGGAUCGUGCCGCGUCUCGCGAGUGACCUCAGCCGACCCGCCGACCGACGAUCAUCACCGAUCGACGAUCGUCGAGCUCUGGAUCUGUGGAGCUUCGUGCUGCGCUGGGCAGCCAGGAUGUCGUUCUUCAAAGGCCUGUGGAAGAGCAGCUCCAAGCACAAAAAACUAUGCGAGGAAUGGGCCCUGGCGAAUAGUCGCGAAUGCGUGGAGGGCAGCGGUUCUGCGGGCACGACGCACGAGGAAUCCGAGGAUGCGUCGGAAGCCCGGUUCACCCUCAAAUAUUUGGGCAGCACCCUCGUCGAGACCCCCUCGAGCGAAGAGGCCACGGCGGAAGCCAUCAAGACCGUCAUUACGAUGGCGAAGGCGAGCGGUAAGAAGCUGCAGAGAGUUUCUCUGGCUGUGAGUUUAAAGGGGAUCAGGAUGACAGACCUUGCCACGGAAGAAGAUCAGCUUCAAGUGUCUAUAUACAGGAUCUCGUAUUGCUCGGCGGAUGCCACCCACGACCACGUGUUCGCGUUCAUCGCGACGAAUUUGAACGAGACGAUGGAGUGCCACGCGUUCCUCUGCCCGAAGAGAAAAAUGGCGCAAACGGUGACGCUGACGGUGGCACAGGCGUUUAACACCGCUUACGAGGCUUGGCAGCUGUCCCAGGCCGAUCCCAGGAUCCAUCACGCCCAGGAUAAGAGUCCCUCGUUAAACGAAGACAAAACCGAGGACGAGGAGGAGGAGAAGAAGAAGAAGAAGAAGCCGCAGCAGCAGCAGCAGCAGAAGGACGAGGAGGACGCGAAGCCCGCGGGAAAGGUCGGCGAGGAGGGGAAGCGGGGCGAUCAGCGCGGCACGGCGAACGGUUCGCAGAAGAAUCUGCUGAUCGACUUGUCGAACGACGGGAAACCGACGGGGAACUCGUGGGUGUGCUUCGAGGAGGAAGGCGAGCACGGCCGGGCCCCGAAGAAGGCCGCGGGGGCCGCCGGCAUCCCGAUGACCACGCUGAGACACGCGGGCGCCGCGGCGUCGCACCACGUCGUCCCGAGGCCGGCGACGGCCUUCAAAAUGCAGAACGCCUGGGGCGAAUCGAGGUCGGUGGACCUGAUGUGCUCGUAGCAGGCGUAGCCCUCGGCCGAUAGCUUCCGGGACGUGCCAUUGAUCACCGGCCUCUGGAAGCAUCUGUCCAACAGCGGCCAGCCGAAGAAGCUCAGCCAGUAGAUCAAUCGUCGUCGCCGGCGAGCGCGUCGUCGAGCCCGCGUCCCCGGACAUUCCGUCGAGCCUGGGCCGGCCGAAGGUCGACCCUCGGGUCAGGGGUCGUGCCGAUCGUUCCGCGAGAUGGUUCCGUCUUCUUCCGCGAACGGAACCUCGCCGAAUACGCUCGGCGAUUGCGCGACGUCAACGUACGGUUGGUCGUCGAACGAGCGUCGCAGUCUCGUCGCAAACGGCGGGAGUCGGUAGAACGUGAUCUGUUUCCGGUGACCGCGGUUGACCUUCGGCGACCUCGCACGAUCCAGCAGAUUUUUGGAGAACGGAGUUGUCGCGCGGCAACAGCGAGAUCGCGGCUCCUCGAAAGCGUCGAUCGAGAGUGACGCCUCGAGCAAAAUGUACGCGCGUCCGGCGAUCUUCUCGACGCGUGUCCUGUCCUCGGAAAGAAGUAAAGAGAGAGAAAAGAAACGGUCGAGCAGUGCUCGAGAGGACCGAUCGAGUCGAAGAGACACGGCGAGGGGGGAGGGAGGGAGAUCGAAAGAAAGAGAGAAAGAGAAAGAGAGAGAGAGAGAGGGAAGGCUUCGGUCCACGACCAGGAAGUGGGAACAAUUUUCACAAACUAUACCUUUUGUAUACCGCGUGUAUCCGUGCCAAUUCUUUCACACAUAUCGUGCACAGGCUCGUACUGCUAUAUACCAUGUACGCGCAAUUACAAAACCUUCUUACUCCUUUAACGAGAUCCAGAAACGGGUUUCCUUUUCGGACGAAUUUCUUCGUACGUCGGAUAUAGAGAACGGGAGAAACAAAAAGGAAAAAAAAGAACGACGCCGGGUCGAACGGGGCGAGAGCAUGAUCUCGCGGAACUUUUACGAGCACCUUCUCUCCGUUGCGAAAUAGCUGGACUAUUUUUUUCGGUCGGGCUCGGCGUCGAAACGCGAUCUUCGAUUCGGUCGCCGACGCGGAAUGCGCCCCGCCGAUUGCAAAGUAAUUUUCUCCCGGAAAUGUUCGGGCCUCGGAAUCGAAACCGGCAGAUACGAGAAUACUGUGCGGUCAACGUUCACGCGAAUGCAUAGUGAUGCUAGAAUAAAAAGGAUGACUUAGCUGUUUUUAA
Megalopta genalis is the source of this 2638-nucleotide messenger RNA. RefSeq lists its product as uncharacterized. Lineage: Eukaryota; Metazoa; Arthropoda; Insecta; Hymenoptera; Halictidae. The record is from RefSeq and is a predicted model, not a curated record.